AUGCUAGGUCAUGGAACUAUGAAGGAACUUCGAGCGCUGCGAGUCUAUUGCUCCCGCCGCCGUGACGACCUGGAAGAGGAUUACGACAAUGGUGACUGGCCACUGGACGAAGAAGUCGCCAAGAAGGAGCAACUCAAGAUGAUGAUGAGCUUCCUCUGCGAUGAGAUGAUUUUAAUGCAACGCAUCUCAAAAUCUUCGGAACACGAUGUCUUCGUAUGGAGAGGUCUGGCUAGGAUCUUGCAUGAACAUGAUCCGGUAGCUCGAGUUGGAGAGCUCGGGUCAUCUGCAACUAGAGAGGAUAGGACGUUGGUCGAGAAUGAGUUCGGUGGAACAGACUCAAAUGCGAGGGGCCGCAAAAUCGAUAUCAUGCACCAACUCUGCCUGGAGGGCAGGAUUAAGCCAAUCGAAAUUAUCGCUUGGGAGGCCAAGUCAGAAGCAGUUGCUGGAGAGGCUCUCCAGUCCCAACUGCACAAGAACAUCAGGAUUAACGCCUCAAUCAUGAACAAUUUGUCCCAGGACAUGAAACGGGACUUUCGAAGGCCCUCGCCAAUGGUACUGGACAUCGUCGGCCCUCGAGCGUUGGUAUACACGGUUCAAAAGAUUGAACCUGGAAUCUUUGGUGCGGGCGCCGUCGGGGAAAAGUUGAUUGAGCUGCCCAUGAACGCCAAUGGAAUAGCCGACUUCAUAACUCCAAGUUUGCUUGUCUCGUUAAGGAAGGAUACCGAAAAGCAUUGA
Linnemannia hyalina is the source of this 735-nucleotide messenger RNA. NCBI's taxonomy places the organism in Eukaryota, Fungi, Mortierellomycota, Mortierellomycetes, Mortierellales, Mortierellaceae. The record is from the annotation of a GenBank genome assembly.